Clonostachys solani is the source of this 939-nucleotide messenger RNA. The record is from the annotation of a GenBank genome assembly. NCBI's taxonomy places the organism in Eukaryota, Fungi, Ascomycota, Sordariomycetes, Hypocreales, Bionectriaceae.
AUGCCGAGACAACUAUCGGGCUUCACCGAGUUCAAUCCGAGCAAGGACAUCCCUUCUCUCCGCAGCAAAGUCAUUUUUGUUACGGGUGGCACUGCGGGUGUAGGAAAGAGCACUAUAGAGCAACUGGCACGGCAUCAGCCAGCUCAUCUAUACUUCACAGGCCGGAAUCAAUCUGCUGCUGAACACGUAGUCAGCCUUGCCAAGGCGGCUCAACCAAGCACUCCCAUUACAUUCAUCCAGAUGGACCUCUCUUCUCUCGCAUCUGUUAAAUCAGCCGUUGCUCAAUUCACCCACGAUCGCCUGGAUAUAUUGAUAUGCAACGGCGGGAUCAUGGAUGUUCCUCCCGCUGUCAGUGUGGAUGGAUUUGAGAUUCACAUGGCCACCAAUCACCUUGGACACGCCUUGCUCAUUGAUAAACUUCUACCCGUCAUGCUCCAAACGGUGUCUCUACCACAAGCAGACGUGCGAAUCGUCAUACUCAGCUCUGCAGGGUUUGCACUCCACCCAAAGGACGGACUCUCUUGGGAUAAAUUAUCAUCAGCCCAGAGCGGGUUCGUGGAGUCUAUGACAAGAUACGGCCAAAGUAAACUUGCAAACCUUGUAUACGCGGCCGAACUUGCACGCCGAUAUCCUCAGAUACUCAGUGUUUCUAUCCACCCCGGGUUUGUUGCCACAAACUUGGUACACAGCUCUUCUGUCCUGGCCAAGCUUUACUCAUAUGGGAGGCACUGGCUCAGAGGGGAAUCUAUCCUUUCGCCGCAUGAGGGAUCUUUGAAUUCAUUAUGGGUGGCAGCCGGAGCGGAGCGAAACAACCUUGUCAACGGUGCAUACUACGAGCCAGUUGGCGUUCUUCGAAAGCCGGAUGGCCUCGCCUCCAGUGAGGAAUUUACCAAGCGAGUGUGGACAUGGACGAAUGGCGUUUUGGCUGCCUUUCGCUAA